CUCAAGCAUGGAAGCCUUCGCGUCCAUUCUGCACCUCCUCGUUGGCUUCCUCCUCCUCGGUAUCCUCAUCGACAUCGGCGGAGAGGUUGUCUGUAUCGUACGCGCUACGCUGAUCGUCAUCUUGACGUACUUGGCCUCCUUCACCUUCGCCGACGUCCUGUGUCUCCUCUCCAUUGUCGAUCCUCAAGUCUUCGCGGUUGGUUCCGCGACACUCCCUCCGAUGGUAAUCGAAGACAUUUCCACAGUCGCCGUCUACGAAGGUCCUCCCCGUUUCUCAGACCGCUCUCAUUCUAGGCGCUGAUCAACUUCCUCACCGUCACAUCCCUCGUCAGCACCGUCGCAGGUGCUCGUAACGACAGCGGGCCGGAGACCAAGGUCAUUGCUCCUGCCUUCAACCCGGUCGUGGUGGUUCAGUACCGCAUGACAACCUUCAUGGCUCCGCUCUUCAUGGCUCCGUCACUCUACCUUGCGCGUGAUCUCUCCCUCGAACUCACCCAAGAGCAGCACCUAGCCCUCGUCUCCAUCUCGAAGUUCAGCCGCACACUCGGCGAGGGACAUCUCAAGCUUGCUC
This is a messenger RNA of Rhodofomes roseus, 571 nucleotides long. RefSeq lists its product as uncharacterized. The transcript has 3 exons. NCBI's taxonomy places the organism in Eukaryota, Fungi, Basidiomycota, Agaricomycetes, Polyporales, Fomitopsidaceae. The record is from RefSeq and is a predicted model, not a curated record. Bases 8 to 301 code for a protein of 97 amino acids.